Hypomesus transpacificus is the source of this 3480-nucleotide messenger RNA. Its product is annotated as death-associated protein kinase 2-like. The transcript is spliced from 12 exons. NCBI's taxonomy places the organism in Eukaryota, Metazoa, Chordata, Actinopteri, Osmeriformes, Osmeridae. Gene Ontology annotation, biological process: protein phosphorylation; intracellular signal transduction; positive regulation of apoptotic process. The coding region runs from base 425 to 1510 and encodes 361 amino acids. The record is from RefSeq and is a predicted model, not a curated record. Gene Ontology annotation, cellular component: cytoplasm; nucleus. Gene Ontology annotation, molecular function: ATP binding; protein serine/threonine kinase activity.
GUGCAUCCACAGGCUAAACGCGAAAUGAAAUUCGAGGGAGUUGUUGAACCAGUCUUUCAACUCCAGUACUCCACCACACUAAUCGGGAAAGUCGACGCGCCGUGUGACAGCAAUAUAACUUUAUCGUCUUUAUCGCAUUCUGAAAUCUGAGUUGGCAUGAGGAAAUAUUAACGAUUACACUAAGGCAACAGACUUGUAUUUAUGGAUGGAAAAAAGCAUCUGCCGGGUUUCACACAAACAGUGCAGCCUGCUACAUGGGCAUAGUUUAGCCAACAGUGGUCUACAUUGCGAAACGACUCAAGGCCAGAGAAAAGCGCUUUUGACAUUCUUUCUAUAUAUGGAAUGCAGUAGCUGUGGACGGAGACGAGAGACAGAGACAUAGAGAGGGAGGGAGGCACGAAGGAGGCGAAGAAAGAAAAACGGCAUGGCUCAGUUUAAACUACAGAAUGUAGAGGAUUUCUAUGAGAUCGGAGAAGUGCUUGGAAGUGGACACUUUGGGCAGGUGCGCGCGGUGCGGGAGCGCUCCUCGGGCGUCCGCUGGGCGGGCAAGUUCCUGAAGCUGCGGCGAAGCGCCAGCAGCCGCCUGGGCCUGGAGAGGCGGAGCGUGGAGCGUGAGGUGGAGAUCCUGCAGGCGCUGCAGCACGUCAACGUCAUGGCCCUGAAGGACGUGUUCGAGAGCCGUGUCGAGGUGGUGCUCGUCGUGGAGCUUAUCUGUGGUGGAGAGCUGUUUGAUUUCAUAGCUGAGAAGGAGAACCUGUCAGAGGAGGAGGCCAUUGAGUUCCUUAAGCAAAUCCUCAAGGGAGUUGGCUUCAUGCACAGCAAACACAUCGCCCACUUUGACCUUAAGCCAGAGAACAUUAUGCUGGCGGACAAGACGGUCCCCCACCCCCACAUCAAGAUUAUUGACUUUGGACUGGCCCAACGCCUCACACAGGGAGAAGAAUACAAGAGCCUCUGUGGAACUCCACAGUACAUUGCCCCGGAGGUGAUCAACUAUGAAGCCCUUAGUGAGGCAGCUGAUAUGUGGAGCAUUGGUGUUAUAACUUACAUAUUGUUGAGUGGCAUGUCCCCAUUCCAAGGAGACACAGACGAGGAGACGCUACGCAACAUCGUGGGGAUGAUCUACGAGUUUGAGGAUCAGUUUUUCAGCCAAACCAGUGUCAUGGCCAAAGACUUUAUCGAGAAGCUGCUCAUUAAGGACCCAAUAGAGAGAAUGACGGCAAAUGAAUGUUUACUACACCCCUGGAUAAAGCCACUGACGCGCAAACAAGCAGCCAACCGAAGCCGCUCGUCCAUCAACAUGAAGAAUUUCAAGAAGUUCAACGCCAAGAGGAAGUGGAAGAUGUCUUACAACAUGGUGUGGGCUUGCAACAGACUAUGUCGCCUGAAGCUGCUUUGUAAGACGAGAGCCCAGGAGGACGAUGACAUGAGAAAGUGUGAGAGUGAUCAGGAAGACACGGAGACCAAGCCUGCCUCAAUGAUUCGCCGAAGACUUAGCAGCAGUUCCUAAAGCCACCCAUCAGAGGGUGCCAAAGCACAAACAUGUGCAAUGAGGGUCCAGGGGCUGACUUUUAAUACCUCACUUCCUGAAGGGACAGGAGCAAAUACUUGUUGUGAGUGAUGCACAAAAAUCAGCACAGUCAUUGAAAAUUGCAGGACCUGAUUGAUUCCUGGAAAAGGUCAAUGUGCUGACAGAGUUAGUGUUUGUCUUCAAUAUACGGAAUUGAGAUCACAUAUGAAGGUUGCUGGCUAUAGAAUAUGUUCUAUAUGUUAGAAAAAUGCAUAGUAUUUUGAAUAACUUUUGUGUGGGUGUUUACUUCAUUAUGAAUCAAAUUACAAUGCAUAGGAUCAAGGAUUGAGGCAUUUUAGAGAGAUAAAUAGAUAAGAAGCAUGCUGUUAUCUAGCAAUAACUGUAGUUGUAGUAGUAGAAAACUACUAGAAGAUAGUACAGGAUUGUAGCAAUUCAAAUGUGUUGUCAGUUAGUGCCUUUCUGAAUUGAAACAGAUAUUUAAGAACAACUAGUAAAAGUAUUUAAAUAUUUCCUAAUGUGAAACCUGUCAGCUAAACCGAAUGCCUUAUAUAAGAACCAAAUCCAAACCUGAGAUUUGUGUGCCAACCCUUUUGCACUGAUUGUGCAUUGAAGUGGAAAUAAUGGUGCUGUUAUUGUAGCCGAGCCUUCUUUUGGUCCAAAGUAACAUUUCGUAUACCUUUUCAACCCUUUCAGAAAACAUUUGUGUUUACAAAUUGAAUAACUCAAACUACAUCUCUCAAUCAAUCAGGCUUACCUUUGUUCAUACAAUUUUACACAAACCAUUCUCAAUUUCAUAAUUUUCUUAAGAGAAGCCGACUUGUAUUAACCAGUGAUGCCUCACAAAUGUGUUACAGCCCUAAAACCUCACCUGAAGAACCUUACAUAAUACAAGUGUGGUGGUUUACACAAAAAGUCAUGUUUACUCUGAAGAAGUAUUAGAUAAUACCCAAUUGCUCUGAAAGUACCAAGUCAAUGAAAGGAAUAGUUAAGACUAGUUCAAGGCAAAAUCAAUGUAUUAAUUACACAUAUGUGAGGUGCAGGUGUCUCUUAUACUCAAGUUGAAUAUCACAGAAGACUGAACAAUGAAUACAGAAAAUCAUGGGAGUAUAUGGUAUCACAAUAUGGUAGGAUACACAAUGAUUAACAUAGCCUUUGCAGGCACAGAGAAAGAACUAUGUGUGCUAGCUUUUGUUUAGGUCUCUAGAUAGGGCUCCUGGAAAUGGCCUUGUCACUCUUUCGAUUUUCCUCAUUCAAAGUUGCAUGGCAUUAUACACUUUGGAAAUAUUGUGACCUCUGACUUACAUUAGUGACACAGGCCUUUCCUAGCGGCAUCUUACAAAGACCUAACUUAUGGCUAUGCAGGCAUAAGUAAACAGCAUAAUGACAGUUUAUCAAUGAUACAAGAAACAUAAUUAAUAGAUUAUUAUUAAUAGAUUUCUCUCGUGGACAUAACCAAGGGUUAUGUGCUCAUGAGCUUAGUAUUGCAAGGUAUAGAUCAACAUGUUUAUUAUGUUCAGAACAUUUCAAACAGUGUAAAAGUAAUAAAGUAAUCAUUAUCUUUAAUUGUUGUUAACUGAUCAGUGGUUCAAGGAGAGACCUCAUCAACCCAUACAAAUGAUUACUUUAUCAACCAUAGUCACACAUUUUGUUGCUGCAGAGUAUGAUGGUGGUAUUCAUAACAUGAUGUUUACAUACAUCUUAUACAUUUCUCAUGUAGCUCUCCUAAACUUUGCUUGAAAGUGUCAUUUCUUUGUUGGGCAAAGGCCAAUUAGCUAAUUGUCUCAUUUUAAAUGUCUGGGGACGGGGGAGGGGGGGGACGGGUGGUAAAGCCAUAUGUCCUAUUGUGUCACCGCUGUGGUUCUGAAUGUACAAGACUGACCACUAUCAGUUUUCAUAGUUGUUUGAAUUGUGUGAUAUAUAAUUAAAGAAAAUGUUGUUAGCACAAAAAA